Dimorphilus gyrociliatus is the source of this 1438-nucleotide messenger RNA. NCBI's taxonomy places the organism in Eukaryota, Metazoa, Annelida, Polychaeta, Dinophilidae. The record is from the annotation of a GenBank genome assembly.
AUUUUGACAAGUUUUUAAUUAAUAAUUUAUAAAUAAUUGUUUUAUAUUCAAAAGUUUUGAAAAAUUUAAAUCUAAAAAAUUACGAAAAGUAUUGCUUAUAGUUGAGUACUAUUUCAAAAAUCUGUUAGAGCACGUGUGGAAACGCUUGUAAAGUAGUUGACUUGACGCCUAUUAUCAUGAAAAAACGCCGAAGAAAGGCCCCCCUUUAUUCUACAGCCAAAGUGGCAAAUUUUGCUUUUACGGACGAUUCAUCACAAACCGACGACGAGGACAACAUGAGGAUACAUCAUAAAACUCAUAUGAGUUUGAAAGAUCUAUGCCUCAAUGAUGACCUAGCAACAAGUAUGCUCAUAGAUCCUAUUAUUGGUUUUGAAACCCGAAAGAUGAACGUCGUCGACUUCGACAAGUCCAAACUACAUGUUUACAUUGGCAUAGCUCGUUUUGCGAAGAAAACCAAGGCCAUUGACGCUGUUUUCGACUUGAUAGCCGAAACUGAAAUAUACUUCAGAAAGUUUUAUACUGUUAUUGAUGAAUGUGUUAUAUCAUUUCAUCGUCAUCUUGCUACAUACUUCUCUUUUUUCCUGACCUCCUCCGGCUUCCGCCUUGAAAGGUGCGAUCGUUAUAAAUGGGAAAAUUAUAAAGGGGCUAAAGUUAUUGCUACAAAAAAAUGGUGUCGAGGAGACAGAAUAAAACGAUUAGUUGGAAUGGCAGCCAAACUUAGUGAAAAGGACGAAGUGGACAUUUUGAUUCCAGGCAAAAACGAUCACAGCGUUAUGUACUCGACGUGUGACAAAAGAUCUCAACUGUGGCUGGGUCCGAUCUCUUUUAUUAACCAUGAUUGUAAUCCAAAUUGUAAGUUUGUGACAAAGCACGACGGAACGAUUGAAGUUGUUGCGAUAAAUAAUAUCGAACGUGAAGAUGAAAUUUUCUGUAAUUAUGGAAAUGAUUUUUUUGGCAAGAAGAAUUGUUUUUGUGAAUGUUUGACAUGCGAAGUGUUAGAAAAAGGGUUUUUUGCCAAGGAAAAUGUAUCAGACCGCAAUGAAGAUGAAGAUAUGGAGGCAAAAUAUCGAGAGCGCGUUGAUUGGUAUAUUCAAAGACGAGAAGGUUGGAAGAGCAAGCGUAAACUAUGUGAAUCGGAAACUGAGGAAGACAAAGAUUUACUCCAACCCAUUUUACGUCGUUUGAAAAGAUCAUCUGUAUCUCCGAAACGGACUAAAUACGAUUUGGACUUUAUGAACGUCUAUAAAUAACAUUCAAUACCAUUAUUAAUAUUACAGAAUUAUUAAUAUGUAUAAGUAGAUUUCGAAAAAUUGUAGGCGCAGGAAUUACGGUUGUCUUUUUCAAGGGACACUUUUUUUCUGUCUUUGAAAUUAUUUUUAUAUAUAUAUCAAAAUAUAUAUUGUACAUUUUCUGGGAAAAGUCCCUUUAUGAAAACUCC